GCGGUGGUCCGCCAUUUCGUGGACGCCGGAGAAGUGUGCGCAUCUCCUUUUGGUGGCUUAGCCCGAGAAGUUCGGGGAAAGCAAUCCGGGUGUGUGGGUUUGAGCCUCCGCGUUUCUACUCCACGACCUCGAAAUGCAUCGUGAUUCCUGUCCUUUGGACUGUAAGGUUUAUGUAGGCAAUCUGGGAAACAAUGGCAACAAGACUGAAUUGGAACGGGCUUUCGGCUAUUAUGGGCCACUCCGAAGUGUGUGGGUUGCUAGAAACCCUCCCGGCUUUGCUUUUGUUGAAUUUGAGGAUCCUCGAGAUGCAGCUGAUGCUGUUCGAGAACUAGAUGGAAGAACACUGUGUGGCUGCCGUGUAAGAGUGGAACUGUCCAAUGGUGAGAAGAGAAGCCGAAACCGUGGUCCGCCUCCCUCUUGGGGUCGUCGCCCUCGAGAUGAUUACCGAAGGAGGAGUCCUCCACCUCGCCGCAGAUCUCCAAGAAGGAGAAGCUUCUCUCGCAGCCGGAGCAGGUCCCUUUCUAGAGAUAGGAGAAGAGAGAGAUCACUGUCUCGGGAGAGAAAUCACAAGCCGUCCCGAUCUUUCUCUAGGUCUCGUAGCCGAUCUAGGUCGAAUGAAAGGAAAUAGAAGAGCAGUUUGCAAGAAGUGGUGUACAGGAAAUGACUUCAGUUGACAGGAGUAUGUACAGAAAAUUCAAGUUUUGUUUGAGACUUCAUAAGCUUGGUGCAUUUUUAAGAUGUUUUAGCUGUUCAAAUUUGUUUGUCUUUUGGAACAGUGACACAGCAAUGUAAUUCUCUAUGGUUUGAAAUGGAUCAUAUGAGGCAUGUAAUAUCAAGAAUUGUUGCUUUACAAUGUUCCCUUAAGCAAGAUUAAAUUUGCGUUGAACUUUAGUCUUGCAUAGGACUGAAAUAAAAAGCUCUAAAUCUUGCCCAGCUGAAGUGUGAUGUGCUAAUGUUACAGAAGCAGAACUACAGAAGUGGAACUGAGAUUACUUUGCGCCUAGCUGGGAUACAGUAUGCAGCUGUAGCUGAAUAAACAGUCUUUAAAAGUGGCCAUGCUCACAGACAGGCCAGCGGGUAAAGAUCAAAGCUGCGUCAUUAAACCAGAUGAGUGUUUCCUAAAUCCAGCUGGUCUUCACUUCACCCUGGGCAUAGGUUGCCUAGUUGGUUUAACACCUGAUGUGAAAGUUUACCUUUUAAGUGUCUUACGUGAUUGCUAUAUAUGAAUACAUGGCUGUUUGUAACAUUCUUUAUUUGGAAAUUUAAGAUUUCAAAAAAUGUCCUGCCAGUUUAAGGGUACAUUGUAGAGUUGAACUUUUGAGUUACUGUGCAACUUUUUUUUUCAUGCUGUCAUUUGUAAUAUGUUUUGUGAGAAUUCCUUGGGAUUAAAGUUUUGGUUACAAAUUGUUGUUUAACUUGAAAGCCUGUUUUUCCUUGCAAACUCAAAUCUGUGAGCUUGGUACCAAGUCCAGGUAUAACAUUCCUAUUGGAAGCCAUACUUAUAUUUUCUUGUAAAGUGCUUUUGAAUUAAUAAAAUAUUAGCAUAAUUGUGUAAUAGUUGAACCCACUGUUACCAUUGUUCUGGUCCCUUGGGAAGCAGCUGGUCACGUAGUUCUUUAUAAGAAACACAAUGGAGGCACUGGAGAGUAGUCUGAAGUUACGGGGAAAUUUUGGUCGUUACCCGAGUGAUGUUAGUUACUCUUAGGAGUUGAGGCCAAAGCCAGUUCAGGGUCCAUGAUCUUAAAAGUAAGCAGCAGCCUGGUAUAUUGUAAUCCAAAUUAUGUUGCCCAUU
Dipodomys ordii (Ord's kangaroo rat) is the source of this 1792-nucleotide messenger RNA. It is a transcript of the gene Srsf3, whose product is annotated as serine/arginine-rich splicing factor 3. Gene Ontology annotation, molecular function: RNA binding. Gene Ontology annotation, cellular component: nuclear speck. The record is from RefSeq and is a predicted model, not a curated record. The coding region runs from base 134 to 628 and encodes 164 amino acids. Gene Ontology annotation, biological process: mRNA splicing, via spliceosome. The transcript has 6 exons. Lineage: Eukaryota; Metazoa; Chordata; Mammalia; Rodentia; Heteromyidae.